Molecule: messenger RNA, 3353 nt
Organism: Momordica charantia (bitter melon)
Lineage: Eukaryota; Viridiplantae; Streptophyta; Magnoliopsida; Cucurbitales; Cucurbitaceae
Product: DNA-binding bromodomain-containing protein
Molecular function (GO): protein binding
Source: RefSeq, a predicted model, not a curated record
UCUAGAGAGAGAAAGUUUGGUAGUGAGAGAGAGAGAGGGAAAGGGAUGGGUCAGAUCGUGAAGAGGAAGAAGAAAGGGAGGCCAUCGAAGGCAGAUCUGGCACGGCGGUCCUGCGGGGCACUGGCAUCGUCGGAAUCUGAGCCGCGGCGGAGUCUCCGGCGCCGGAAUGUGAGGUACAACAUCGAUUACGACGACUUUCUCCAGGAAGACGAGGAGGAGGAGGAGGAGGAGGAGGACGAGAGGAGGAGGGAGAAGAAGCUCAAGCUGGUGGUGAAGCUGAACCAGGGCAGGGACGGAGGGCAUCCGUCUCCGGUGGCCGGACUGCUCGCUAGGUCAGGGCCGCGUGGAGCUCACGCGCCGGAGUACGCCUCUUCGGCUUCGGAAGGGGAAGAUGAGCCCGAGGGGAAGCCAUUGAAGAAGAGGAGGAUUGGCGGCGCUGAAGUAGACGAUGAAGAUGAUGACUACGACGAUCAAAUUCGCGGAGAUGAAAAUGAAGACGACGACAUUGAUGAGGAAAGGGGGAGGAAGGUGGGCUCAAAAGGGUCCGACUCUGCUCCAGGGACGCCCUCGGAUCGAUCAUCCGGGAUACCAUUACCUGAUAAGAAAACAUUGGAGUUGCUCCUUGACAAACUUCAGAAGAAGGAUACGUAUGGUGUGUAUGCUGAACCAGUUGAACCUGAAGAGCUUCCUGACUAUUUCGAUGUCAUUGACCAUCCUAUGGACUUUGCUACCGUGAGGAAUAAGUUGGCCAGCGGAUCAUAUUCGACUUUGGAACAGUUUGAGAGUGACGUUUUUCUGAUAUGUUCAAAUGCAAUGCAAUACAAUUCACCAGAAACCGUUUACCACAAACAGGCACGUUCCAUUCAAGAGCUAGCCAAGAAGAAAUUCGAGAGGGUGAGAAUGGAAGUUGAACGGUCUGAGAAAGAGUUGAAGUUAGAGCAGAGUACAAAGUCCAAUUCCUUCAUCAAGAAACAACCACCGAAGAAACCUUUUUUCAGGACAUUGCAGGAACCCAUUGGAUCUGAUUUUUCCUCGGGUGCGACCCUUGCUGCCACAGGAGAUAUACUGAACAGUUCCAAUCCAACCCAAGGUGUCAAUUGUGAGGUACCGAGCAAUAUUGAUGGCCAAAUAGAGGGCAGUUUGUCCUUCCUUGAUACUACUAAUCCAGACAAGGCUGAAGAACUCUUUUCAGGGAGGGGUCUUCUAGGUAAAUUGGGGAGGAAGACAUCUGUGCUUGAUGACAACCGUCGUGCAACUUACAACAUAUCUAAUUCACCAGCGCCAAGAUCGGAGUCAAUAUUUACAACCUUUGAGGAUGAAGUAAGACAGCUUGUUGCGGUUGGGCUUCAUGCAGAGUAUUCCUAUGCUAGGAGUCUGGCUCGAUUUGCGGCAACACUUGGUCCUGUAGCCUGGAAAGUUGCUUCCCAGAGGAUUGAGCAGGGCUUACCUGUUGGAUAUAAAUUCGGCCGUGGUUGGGUUGGAGAAUAUGAGCCACUUCCAACUCCAGUAUUAAUGUUUGAGAACCACAACCAGAAGGAACCUGGUUUCUGUAGAAAUUCUACCAGCGAAUUAAGAAAGGAUGGAAAGCCUACGGAUAUUCCUUUGCCAAAGAAGGAACAUUCUCAUAGUGGACCAAUUGCAGAAGUGAAUACUCUUGCUAGAGGGUCCGCCUUAGAUGGGAAACCAUCAUUAUUUAGAUCCACCACUCCAAAUGCCAGUCCUUCUCCGCAGCCAAACCUGCAGUCGAAGAAUUUUACCGAGGGAGAGAAGGUUAAAAAGCAUGUUGAGUUAAAUUCCUUGCCCUCACCAAAACAAAAUAAAGUUGAUCUUGGCGUAGAGAAGCAACUUCCAGCCAAUCCGAAUAUGACUACUUCUAGGUCUAGAGAUAUGGCGUCAGUAAACUUAAAUCUUGUGCAAUCUGCACCUUUUAAACUGCCUGCUGUUAAUGGUGUUGUGACCGGAGGAUUGCCGAAUGGAAAAUUCCCGAGCAAUUGUUUGAAUAAUCCACUGGUUGCCUUAUCAUCCUCUAGUUUGCCUUCUCAAACAGCUCCCAUGGCAACUUCCCACGGACAGGACCUGGGUUCCGGUAAGCCAGUGCAGUUGAUGAGAAUGAUGUCUGAAAGAAUCCCAAAACAAGAGAACUCAUCCAAUCAAUCCUCAUCCGAUUCUCCACCAGCUUUGUCAUCAGUACCUUCUGCAAUGAGAGACGAUUCUAACAAUGCUGCAGCAGUAGCUUCUCGUGCGUGGAUGUCAAUUGGGGCUGGAGGGUUUAAACAAGUCAGAGAGAAUUCCACACCUAAGAGUCAAAUCUCAGCAGAUUCACUGUAUAAUCCAGCUCGUGAGUUUCAUCCACAAAUCAUGCGACCAUGGGGAGAGUUUCGUGCCGGAGGCAAUCAGCUUCAGUCUGAGAAGAGCAAUUUCCCUAUGCAGGCAUUUGUUCCACAAGCCACUCUUGUAGCAAAUGAACAACAGCUGCAAAACCGGUCCAUGAUUUACCCUCAGCUAGUUCAGGCCGACAUGUCUAAGUUCCAGUUGCAAUCAACUUGGCGAGCUCUCAGUCCACAUAACCAGCCAAGGAAGAAGCAGGAAAUGCUUCCUCCUGACCUGAAUAUCGGUUUUCAGUCUCCCGGGUCCCCCGUAAAACAGUCCUCUAGUGUUCUGGUCGACUCCCAGCAGCCAGACCUGGCUUUGCAACUUUAAGUGAAGGCUAGUAAUGCGAAGAAGAUUCUGAUUAAGAACCUGCAACCUUUGGGGACAAAAUCUGAGACAACUUUCUUCUAUGCUGCACCAAAUAUGAGAACAAACCGUUUAUCGGUACGACACAGAUGAUCUGCAUUCUGAACGAACCUGUAAACCUAACCAGACUUCAAUCUUGUAUUCAUAGGUUGGAGAAUUCAUCCUAAUUUAUCCAUUGGGAAAGAAGAAUGUCCACAGCAAUCAAUAUCUAAUCUGCAGGAUAUGGGAUGCUCCUGUAAUCCGUAGCAGUUGAGGGAAGGAUUUUAGCAAACCAACAUUGUUUUUUCCAGUUUUCCUCCCACUAUAGAGAGGAUCACUUCACUGCCCUGCAGAGAGUCCAGACCGGCAUCAAAGAUCAGGUAGCCCCCACCAUUGAAAGUUGAAAAAAAAAAAAUUGAUUUGCUUGUGUCAUUGCUUUGAGCUGCUGAAGAAGUUUCUAUCUGACAAAAAAUUGAGGAUAUAAGUUUAGUUUUUGCCUUGUAGAAUAGUUACAGGUGGAUGAGUUAGAUCUCUGUAAUUACUUUGAUGAUAAAAUCCCACUUCAUGUAGUUCUGCUGUUUUAAUACAUGCAAGAUUUUACCCACCAAAUGCCAUAAUGUUGUAACUACUGUCCUCCA